GAAUGCUUCGGAUUGCAUGAUUUUACCAUUUGCAAAGGAAGACAAUUAUGUUCAGAGUAUGCCUGAUACUUACAGCCCUGUGGAUACCAACAAUAGUUCAUUCAGCUAAGGCCGUAAGCAGUUCUACACCCACUGGCACUGGCAAGACUUGCCCACCAUCUUGCCAGCCUGCGGCAUCAAUACAAGGCUGCAAGGCAUAUUUGGCCAAUUCCAAGUGUGGAAAUGAUAUUAGAGAUGUGAGUACACCAGAAGCCAGUUGCGGUUGCAUGUGGCAGACAUACAUACAGGCUGUCGAGCCGCAAACCAAGAUCAUCUUCACAGAAGAUGGGAACCAAUGUUACAAGUGGGCAGCUGCUCUAUGCUCCUACCUAGAAGAAAAGAACAAGAUUUCUAUAGCCAAACCCCUACAAGACAUUUUACGGCGUGUUCAGCGUCUUGAAGAGCAAGGUGGAAAGGCUCUAGAACAGGAGAUUGCAAAGAGCAGACGACGAACCGGUGUAGUUUUCAAAACACGUGCAAAAGAAAAUGGUGUCAAGAAAGAGAAAGGGGGCAACAAGUCAUCAAGCAGUAUCAAGAAAAGCAGCCGUGCACCAAAAGUGAACUUUAUAGGAAAACAUUCCAGAAGUAGGUCCUCUGAUUAUGUUGAAGUAUCAAAAGUUGUUGAAGAUAGCCGCAACAAAGGUAGGUCCUCUGAUUAUGUUGAAGUAUCAAAAGUUGUUGAAGAUAGCCGCAACAAAGGUAGGUCCUCUGAUUAUGUUGAAGUAUCAAAAGUUGUUGAAGAUAGCCGCAACAAAGGUAGGUCCUCUGAUUAUGUUGAAGUAUCAAAAGUUGUUGAAGAUAGCCGCAACAAAGGUAGGUCCUCUGAUUAUGUUGAAGUAUCAAAAGUUGUUGAAGAUAGCCGCAACAAAGUACCCAGUGCAUCUAAGAAAAAAGUAGUUCACCAUCAUAUUCACCACCACUGGUUCGACGUUAACAUUCAGGAUGACCAGUUCAAGUUAGGCGUCUUCAUGAUCAUCUUGCUCCUAAACCUCAUGGUCGUUCUUUCGCUUAUAUUCUGCAGAGGCUCCAGCAAGUCUGGCAGCAAGGAACAACUGAUGGCAGGUGACCUUGACCCAGCGCUCUUCCCAGAACAAAAAAAGAGUGGCACUCAACAAAUUAAAGAUUUCCCCACGUUGUGGUUGGACCACUUGAAGGGUGGACUCCGUGGACACAAGAAGAAGCCACGCCCACCAAGCUACACGAGACUACAAAUGGAGGAGGAAGAUCCUGGCAAGUUCCAUGAAGCCCUCGAACAAUAUCAUGAACAAAAUGUGGCUAUCCACCAUACUGGGUCUGGCCGAGGUCUGUAUGAGAACAUUGACUCAGACUUGGAGUUGGAUCGUACUUACGAGCUGCCAACCCCAAUUCCACCACUGGUCCGAGACUUCCAUCCAAGGAAGUACAGCUUGGCCACUGACAGUGAGGGUGAUUCUUCCCCAACCAAGUACUUUCCCAGAAGCCCUGGGGAACAGAAGAACGUGCACUUUGCCCUACCCCCAGGUGUUUUUCUCACGCUACAGGACAGAACUACCAUUACACUGAGCCCCCUUGACUACCAUUACACUUAA
Messenger RNA from Mya arenaria, 1607 nucleotides. RefSeq lists its product as uncharacterized. The record is from RefSeq and is a predicted model, not a curated record. The coding region runs from base 48 to 1607 and encodes 519 amino acids. NCBI's taxonomy places the organism in Eukaryota, Metazoa, Mollusca, Bivalvia, Myida, Myidae. The transcript is spliced from 17 exons.